This is a messenger RNA of Empidonax traillii (willow flycatcher), 5919 nucleotides long. It is a transcript of the gene IQSEC1, whose product is annotated as IQ motif and Sec7 domain 1. Gene Ontology annotation, molecular function: protein binding; guanyl-nucleotide exchange factor activity. The transcript has 16 exons. Lineage: Eukaryota; Metazoa; Chordata; Aves; Passeriformes; Tyrannidae. Bases 507 to 3995 code for a protein of 1162 amino acids. The record is from RefSeq and is a predicted model, not a curated record. Gene Ontology annotation, biological process: regulation of ARF protein signal transduction; actin cytoskeleton organization.
GCCUUUUCUUGGUUUGGACUGUACUACAGUGAGCAGGCAGAGAUGGUGCAUUUGAAAACGCAACAUUUGGUGCUUUGAUAUUUCAGGCUAAAUAGCAAAUGAGAAAGCAUAUUGUUUUUUCUCGGUGAUGAAGUGGAAUAAUAAAUACAGCUUUGGGACUUCUUUUGGGGAGGCAGAAAGCGAGCCCCCCCAGGAACGUGAGGACAGCGUGGCUGGUUUGUGCUUGCUGAACCUCCUCUCCGGGAAAAACCUUUUGGCUUUGCAAAAUAUAACCCUGUAGAGCCUUUGGGUUUAUCUGCUGCGGUGUUUGAUGCUGGUUACAUCACCAGUUACCUCUCCGUGAUGUUCCGCUGUGGCUGAUCCUCAAUGAACCUGCAAAAGCUUUCAAUGUGAUUCUCCUUUUUUUAUUAUUAUUUUUUUUUCCUUAAGAAAGAGCUUUUCUACCUCAGGUUGAACGAAAGAAAAUAUAAAUCCCAAAUCCACCCCCCUCCCACACCCAUCCAAGGAUGGCUUGCAGAAGGUGUUAUUUGUCUUUAAAUACUCUGCACCAGUUUUGCUGUCCAGCUCCAUUGUACCAUUCCCAGCUAGCUGUCCCUGCCACACACUCAGAGUACAGGACUUCGUUGGAAACAGGAAGCAGCGUCUCAACUGAUCCUCUCAGCGUGGAGGGCGAAGCUCCGAGCAGUGAGACCGGCACGUCCCUGGAUAGUCCGUCUGGGUACCCCCAAGGCCCCAUAACCCACAGCUCAGCCAUCAGCCCGGACCACUACGACCCCUCUCCCUACGGGCUCUACUCCAUCUCGCCGGGGCAGCGGGCGCGGAGGCCCAAACUGCAGCACUCCACGUCCAUCCUGCGCAAACAGGCGGAGGAAGAGGCCAUCAAACGGUCACGGUCGCUUUCUGAGAGCUAUGAACUCUCCUCGGACCUCCAAGAUAAGCAGGUGGAGAUGCUAGAACGGAAGUAUGGGGGCCGUCUCAUAACCAGACAUGCUGCUCGCACCAUCCAAACCGCCUUUCGCCAGUAUCAGAUGAACAAGAACUUCGAGCGCCUCCGCAGUUCUAUGUCCGAAAAUCGCAUGUCGAGGCGCAUCGUCCUGUCCAAUAUGAGAAUGCAGUUUUCCUUUGAAGGGCCUGAGAAAGUCCACAGCUCUUACUUCGAGGGGAAACAAGUUUCUGUUACGAAUGAUGGCUCGAAGCUGGGAUCCCUGGUACCGUCUGAAUGUGAUGACCUUGGAGAGACAACUCCAAUGAAGUCUCCGGCGGCAUCUACUGAUUUUACUGAUGCCAUAACAGAACUGGAGGAUGCCUUUUCCAGGCAGGUGAAAUCCCUGGCGGAGUCCAUUGAUGAUGCACUGAACUGCCGCAGUCUGCACUCUGACGAGAUCCAGGCUGCAGAUCAGGUCAGAGGCCGUGAAAUGGAGAGGGACAGCUGCGCUCCAGCCAAACCAGCCAUCCACAACGUGGAUCCCAGGAAGCUCGACGAGAUGACGGCGUCCUACAGCGACGUCACGUUGUACAUCGAUGAGGAGGAGUUGUCUCCACCCCUUCCCCUCUCCCAGUCUGUGGACAGGCCGUCCAGCACAGAGUCGGAUCUGAGGCUCCGCUCUGUGAACUCUUCCCAGGAGUACUGGUCCAUGACCCACAAAGAUGAUAAGAUAGACACUGAUACGAGCUGCAGGAGUACCCCGUCCCUGGAAUGUCAGGAGCAGAGGAUGAGGAUGGAUCACCUGCCCUUGCUGACCAUAGAGCCACCCAGUGACAGCUCCGUGGACUUGAGCGAUCGCUCGGAGAGGGGCUCGUUAAAGAGACAAAAUGCCUACGACCGGGGCAUCACGAGUCAGCAGGGAAGCCCAAAACAUAUCCCUCACAGCAUUCCUGCCAAGAUCAUCACCCGGGAGGAGCAGGAGGCGAGACACAGGGCCAGGCCUAUAGACAGUCACUUGGCCAUCAAUGGCACAGCAAACAGGCAGAGCAAGUCGGAGUCGGAUUAUUCCGACGGAGACAACGACAGCAUCAACAGCACUUCCAACUCGAAUGACACGAUAAACUGCAGCUCGGAAUCUUCUUCUAGAGACAGCCUAAGGGAGCAAACCCUGAGCAAACAAACCUACCACAAAGAAACUCGCAACAGCUGGGAUUCCCCUGCCUUCAGUAACGACGUUAUCAGGAAGCGCCACUAUCGGAUUGGGCUGAAUCUCUUCAACAAGAAACCUGAAAAAGGAGUGCAGUACCUCAUUGAGCGAGGGUUCGUGCCGGACACCCCCGUGGGCGUCGCCCACUUUCUGCUGCAGAGGAAGGGGCUGAGCAGGCAGAUGAUCGGAGAGUUCCUGGGCAAUCGGCAGAAGCAGUUCAACCGGGACGUGCUGGACUGUGUGGUGGAUGAGAUGGACUUCUCAGCCAUGGAACUGGAUGAGGCACUCAGGAAAUUUCAGGCUCAUAUCCGUGUCCAGGGAGAAGCCCAGAAGGUGGAACGGCUCAUUGAAGCCUUCAGCCAGAGAUACUGUAUCUGCAACCCGGGGGUGGUGAGACAAUUCCGGAAUCCCGACACCAUCUUCAUCCUGGCCUUCGCCAUCAUCCUGCUCAACACAGACAUGUACAGCCCAAAUGUGAAACCAGAGCGAAAAAUGAAGCUGGAGGACUUUGUCAAGAACCUGAGGGGUGUGGACGAUGGGGAGGACAUCCCCCGGGAGAUGCUCAUCGGCAUUUACGAGCGCAUCCGCAAGCGGGAGCUGAAAACCAACGAGGAUCACGUGUCCCAGGUGCAGAAGGUGGAAAAGCUCAUCGUGGGCAAGAAACCGAUUGGAUCUCUGCACCAUGGACUUGGUUGUGUGCUCUCCCUACCCCACCGGAGGCUUGUUUGCUACUGUAGGCUCUUUGAAGUCCCAGAUCCCAAUAAACCUCAGAAGCUUGGAUUGCACCAGCGAGAAAUAUUUUUAUUUAAUGAUCUUCUUGUGGUGACCAAGAUUUUUCAGAAGAAGAAGAACUCUGUUACAUACAGUUUUCGACAGUCCUUUUCCCUCUAUGGAAUGCAAGUCCUUCUCUUUGAGAACCAGUAUUAUCCCAACGGUAUCCGGCUCACGUCAGCUGUGCCAGGAGCAGAUAUCAAAGUGCUCAUCAACUUCAAUGCACCAAAUCCUCAGGACAGGAAGAAGUUUACAGAUGAUUUGAGGGAGUCCAUUGCAGAAGUUCAAGAAAUGGAAAAGCACAGAAUAGAGUCCGAGCUGGAGAAGCAGAAGGGGGUGGUGCGUCCCAGCAUGUCCCAGUGCUCCAGCCUGAAGAAGGACUCUGGGAACGGCACCCUGAGCAGGGCCUGCCUGGAUGACAGCUACGCCACCGGGGAGGGGCUGAAGCGGAGCGCGCUGAGCAGCUCGCUCAGAGACCUGUCCGAAGCAGGCAAGCGUGGGCGCCGCAGCAGUGCAGGAUCGCUAGACAGCAAUAUGGAAGGGUCCAUCAUUAGCAGUCCUCACAUGCGCCGAAGAGCUACAUCAACCCGAGAGUGUCCAUCUCGCCCUCACCAGACUAUGCCCAACUCCUCCUCACUCCUAGGGUCCUUAUUUGGUAGUAAAAGGGGGAAGCCACCUUCCCAAGGCCAUCCACCAUCCGGCUCAUCACAGCAACCUGCGCACCCCACAGCAGUCCCGCACCAGCACCACGCCCCGCACCCCGCGGGCCCCGAGGGGCAGCCCCCGGUGCACUCCCACCACUCCCAGUACUGCCACCUGCAGCAGAACCCGCCGCCCUACCACCACCACCACCACUACCACCCCCCCCAGCACCUCCCGCACCCGCACCAGUACCACCAGCACGUGCCCCACGCCCACGGGCAGCACCCCCCGUACCUGCAGCACCCCCACGCCCAGCACAGCCACCCGCCCCACCCGCCGCCACACCCCGGCCACGCUGCCCACCCCCCGCACCACCACGGGCCGCCACCGCCUCCCUCCACCUCCGCCAGCACCAAGCCCAAACACAGUGGCAUCAGCACAAUAGUCUAGGACAGAGACCCUCCACUAACUAGAGUUUUAAACUGAGCUGCAAAGGCACUCGCAGGAGCGACAAGUAACAUGGUCAGUUUUUACCUAGACAGUUGGAUUGAGCCGGGUGAGCUUCCAGGCUUGCUGUUACUAAAUAAAAUAAUGCCAGUUACUGGCUUUCCUUAUCUACUGGAUAGAUGCCCACCAUCUGGCUAGUUCUUAUUUCCAAACUGCCUUGAAACACAUGCUGCUUGCUGAAUCUGACUGAAGCUACCUUUUACACCAAAUCCCCUGACGAUUUUACACGCCUAACGAAACGUUAGUCUAGGGAAAAAAAAAAAAAAAAGGAAAAAAAAAAAAGUGAGACAGAACCAAGUGUUGCAUUCUUGCUCUUUUAUUCUCAAUGGGCAAAAAAAAUAAGUAGACCUGAUAUGGUUGAUGAAAGUACGUAAGUAAACUUUAUAUAAUAUAAAUAUAUACAUAUAAAUAUAUAUAUAUAUAUACUGUAUAGUUAACAUUUGUGCUUGGAAAGGAAUUUUUUCAGUCCACAAAACUAGCAAUAUAGACUUUACAAGGAAUUCCACUUACUUGAUAGGACUGUAUAGUAAAUGAAUAGCAUAUGAAAGAGUAGAGCAAAACAUUAAACGUUAGAAACAAAUUUCAGACAUUUCAGUAUUUUCAUUGCGAGUCCUCCGGACUCGCUGGGAUUUCUAAGCAAUCAUUACUAAAUGUGCCAAGUAACAUAGCAUUUAACUGUCGUAGUCGAUACUGCUUUGUAUAAAUCCUUAUUUUAUUAACACGAUGAUAUCAUACGUAAUCAGUAUUAAAACUGCUCUGCUAUUUCAGGUAAGCAAGCUCGUUAAGAUGCAGUAAUUAUUCCGUAGCAAUGUAGGGGGGCCGCUCCCCAGCGGUCACCCUCCAAGCAUUGGUCACACAAGUUCUUAGACACUUUAAAGGCUGUGAUAACUGUGAAUUUCCAUGAUCCACAUUUCUUUUGUAUGCGGAUGGGUUUAAGGAACACCCGGGAAGAGUUACAACAGGUGCAUGUACACACUGCAAAAACAUUCAUCUCAGACAUGAAAAUGGCCAACUUCCAUCCUCCUCAGCUACUUUGUUUCCUGUUUACCAUAAUUUCUCAUUUUUACCCCCCAGUGAAGCUGAAUUCUAGCCAAGAGCGUUUCCAGGUGGAAGUGCUCUAAAAACUUGAAGGUUUGUUUUAGAAUUUAGUAUAGGGUUUUUAUAUAUAUAUAUAUAUAUAUAAAAAAUAAAAAAUAAAAAUAAAAAUCUGUAAUUCCAUGUAGCCAUGUGCUAGCAACAAAGUGGCUUUCCCAUUCUUACUCAUCACAUUUUGUUAGUUUGAAGCACCCAGCACUCAGCAGGCUGAGUUUACGCUCAAACCCUCACUUCCAUAGUCCAGUUAGUUGCCAGACAUCACAUAAAAAUAGGCUGUGCUGUUGUUGCUUAUGUGUUGUAACCAAACCAUUUGCAAAUUUCUAUGCGGUUUUUAUCCUGAGAUCCUGUACAAAGUUAUACAUGGCGCCUACUUUGUAGUUUCAGCACUUUGAGCCACUGCAAGGACUUUACACCUAAAACAGUAGAGACAGAGAAUCACAACUGCAAAACUGUACCAGCCUAAAGGCAAACCUUGAAGAGGAUGAGCAAAAAAGUUCCAGUAAGAGAUGGGUAAAAUAAUCGUAAUAACAACCAGCCGUGUUCCUAUUGAACAGUAACAGGAUUGUCAGCAGUGACGAGGACAUGAGAACAACAAAGUGACUUUCCAUGUUGGCUUGCUCAUGGCAUCUCUGGCGUGGGGGGGAGGGGGGAAGAGGUUCAGUCUUUUUUUUUUUUUUUCUCUUUCAUACCAUUGAUAUCACAAUACCAGCAGAACUGCAAACUGAGCACUUUGUUAACUCCACAGAGAGCAAAUACAGCAAUCUAGAGUUGA